UUUUGAUUCUCGCUUGAUUGCAGAAUCCCAUCUGAGAAGCACCUUUCAGCUUUUUUACUUUACUUCGUUUAUCUUUCACCUCUUGAAUAUCUCACCUUUUAUGCCUUACCUUCAAUUAUCGCUUCACUUUCCGAUAAUUCUAUUGCCAGGAAUCAACAUUCAAUAACCAUGAACUUAGAUGGCGAUGAACGUUACAAGGAUGUCGAUUUCCAAAGCGAUAGCAUAAUCAUAGAAUACCCAAAGCCUUCACACCAGAACUUUUCUCUCCGAGCAAUUCUCCUCGGCUGUACACUCAGUUUUGCACUCUCAGCUUUCAUGAUCACCGUUGUGCGAUGGCCGUGGUCCAAGGGAGAUUCCGGUUAUUACGCAUACACAGAUUGUGGGAAAACACCAAACGAAGCCAGAUCGAGGGGCUGCAAUUAUGAGCCAAUGGGUCGCUACUGGGCUCCUCCUGAAUGUACUUUUCCAGACGCCAACGACGAAUACCAACCAUUUCAGGAUCGAGAAUGGUUCGUUGAUACGAAUUUGACGAUCCCGGCACACAUAUCCAGAUUAGAAUCCGGCGAUGCACUUCGUGCUUUCACGCAUUACUGGCAUGAUGAGCAUUGUACAUUUGUUCUCCAGAAAUUGGCGUUGGCGGUUGCCUUGAGAAAAGAGAUGGUGCCCGGACUGGUUGGUAGUGUUCAUCACAUCAAUCAUUGUGCGAAGACCAUUAAGAAGACCAUCAAAAAUGCUUACAACGAGACUUUUUUGGCCAACGAUUUGACAAUAACGGAGAGCUCUCUGGGCUUCAUGGGAUGUGUACCGCUCAAGUAUGUUUCUCUUUUUCAUGUGACUAAAUCCUUCUAACAGCAUGGCACAGGAGUCCUAUGCAAAACCCCCAAUUUGAGGACUAGCUUCUUAACCACAUAGGUCAGUUGAAGCAGGAAACUUGUUGAGAUAUUACUUGGCCGGGGCAAGCAUUAGAGUUCGUUCUCGUGCUCUUAUUACGCAUUCAGACUCAUAAGAAAUAUUCGUAGGUUUGUGGAUUUUGAAUGUGAAUCUGUGUCAAAUCUCGACUCUUGC
Messenger RNA from Hymenoscyphus albidus, 1065 nucleotides. Lineage: Eukaryota; Fungi; Ascomycota; Leotiomycetes; Helotiales; Helotiaceae. The record is from the annotation of a GenBank genome assembly.